Messenger RNA from Hansenula ciferrii, 1590 nucleotides. RefSeq lists its product as uncharacterized. The transcript has a single exon. Bases 1 to 1590 code for a protein of 529 amino acids. The record is from RefSeq and is a predicted model, not a curated record. NCBI's taxonomy places the organism in Eukaryota, Fungi, Ascomycota, Saccharomycetes, Phaffomycetales, Wickerhamomycetaceae.
AUGACAGAAGCAUUAGAAACUCCACCACAAAGAUCAAGUAAGAUACAUACUUGUGUUAAACUCUUACUUAAAGUCAUCUCGGAAGAAACAUUAUUCAAAGUUUUUCAGAAACUUGGUUUUAUCACCCCCGAUUCAUAUUAUAAACCUACACUUAAAAGUCUUUCAAAUUGUCUUGAAGGUGUCUAUAUACUUGAUAUUCUACCUUAUCUCAACAAAUACAAUUGGAAACUAAAAACAGCUGGAUUUUGGUUAAGAUAUCAUGUCUCAAGACCAUUUGUUCUUACUAAGAGGACUUUAAAUUCUUUUUAUGAAGAACAUAGAAGCUCAAUCAUACGUAUGAAGUCAAUUUUCAAAUCAAUUAAAGAGAAAUCAACAUUAAUAAACAAACCAUCAGUUAGUCCAGUCACAAAUUUGAAAUCAUGUUUUCCUAUUGAAAUUUGGCUUUUGAUUGUUAAAUUUGGUGAUCUUGAACCAGCAAACUUGAUUAGAGUGAACAAAGAUUUGUUCCAAGUAUUUGCUCCAGUGGUGUAUCGCUCAAUCCAUUUGGACUUAUCAAUUGCUUCAAGUGAAAUUAUUAAGAAACAUCAUGCACAUUAUAUAAAGUUUGGUGAUACAUAUUACUUUCAAUCACCUAAUCCAUUUCAGCUUUAUGAAAGUUGGAAAGAAAAUCAAAAUGCUGAAUUUGAAUUCUUAGAUAUAUCCCAUACCAAAAUUUCUAAUGAACAAAAACUUAAAAAUGAAAUCAUACUUGAAUCAGGUGUUUCAAUAAUUUCAGAAACAAGAUUGAUUAGGAAGUUUAAAGAUGUUCAUAAUUUUUUCAAGUGGGUUAUUUCAAAUGAACAUUCUUUACUUUUCAAAUUCAUCAAAGAAUUAACAUGUAACAUCACAAUGCUUGAUGUUGAUGCCCAUAGAAAUAUUAUGGUUGAUGGUUCAAGUACAUUUAGUGAAACACACGAGUUUCUUUCACAAAAUAAAAGCUUGAAUGUUUAUAAGUCAAAAGGUAUUCCAUUUUUAUCCUUUGAUUUAUCGCCUGAUGUAUACGAAGACUACAUUAAAGAAAUGAAACCAUUCCCAGAUGAAUAUGAAGAUGUUAUGCGAAUAUUCAAAUCAACUGAAAGAUGUCCAGGAACUUCUACUUCUCUACCUGAUCAUCCACAUUAUCAAUACUUAGUAAUGUGUGGAAUAAUAAGUGAUCAUCUUCAACUUGAGCAAAAAAGAUCAAAGUUGUCUAAAAUUAAAAAAGAAAAUGAUCUUGUGGAAUUGAAUCCCUUCAAUGAUUGGUCUCGUAAAUGUGUUGAUCAAGAAUCUCAACUUUUUUCAAAAUUUGAAUGUGAAAAGAAAGGAUUUAAGACAAUUCAAGUUUCAGGACAUUCAUUUUUAAAAUCUUUCGAAAUUCAAGAAUUCUUAUCCGAGUUUUGUGGAUUAUUAUCUACUCGUCUUAGUGAUAAUCUUGAAAAUACUUCUAUAAUGGUUUCGGGAAUUGAAAGGUCUCACAUAACUCCAAACAGAACAAGAUUUGGACGUUUGAUAAAUUCAUAUGAUUUGGGAUAUGUGAACCAUCCAGAAACAAUCAUCAUAAAUAGACAAUGA